AUGUCGGAAGGAGUUGAUACACAUAUAUUGAGAUAUUAUGAAAUUCAAAAACGGUUGGGCAAAGGUGCUUAUGGCAUUGUGUGGAAAGCGACGGAUAAACGAACCAAAGAAAUUGUCGCAUUGAAGAAAAUCUUCGACGCAUUUCGAAACCAAACUGAUGCCCAAAGAACGUAUCGAGAAAUCGUUUUUCUACGAGAAUUCGGUGAACAUCCGAAUGUCAUUCGAUUACAUAAUGUUUUACGUGCGGAUAACGAUCGAGAUAUCUAUCUCGUUUUUGAAUCUAUGGAGGCUGAUCUUCACAAUGUUAUACGCAAAGGAAAUAUUCUUAAAGAUACACAUAAACGCUAUGUGAUCUAUCAGCUAUUAAAAGCAAUGAAGUACCUUCAUUCGGCAAAUGUUAUUCAUCGAGAUAUGAAGCCGUCGAAUGUUUUGGUCAAUCAACAGUGUCGAGUUAAGAUUUGCGAUUUUGGCUUAGCACGAUCGUUAAAUCAUGUUUACGAAGAUGUUCAACAUCCGGCCAUGACGGAAUAUGUUGCUACAAGAUGGUAUCGUGCACCGGAAAUUCUUCUCGCUUCAUCAAAAUAUACUAAAGGUGUCGACAUGUGGUCGAUCGGCUGUAUAUUUGGUGAAAUGUUACUUGGAAAGCCAUUAUUUCAAGGUACAUCCACUUUUAAUCAAUUAGAACGCAUUCUUCAACAUAUUCCAACGCCAAGUCAAUCGGAUAUUGCUUGUAUCCCAUCACAAUAUGGUCCUAGCGUGUUAGAACGUGCCUCAUCAGGACCAAAAAAAUCACUUGAUAAUCUAAUUCCACAUAUUACCGAUGAAUCUCUAGAUUUACUCCGUCGUCUUCUACAAUUUAAUCCUGAUAAGAGGAUCACAGCACAAGAAGGUCUUCAACAUAGUUAUGUUGCUUCAUUUCAUAAUCCAAAAGAAGAAAUCACCAAAGGUUACGAUGUUGUUCCACAAUUGAGUGAUGAUAUACAACUAACUGUUGAUGAAUAUCGAAGAAAACUAUAUGAAUUCAUUCGCUUACGUGAAGUUUCAGCCAAAUUACCAACAAAUACAGCUUCAAACUCUAAUUAUACUACCGAUGCUCAACCUACCAAAUCACGUGAUCCUUCUACAGAUCCACCCCAACGCCAUGGAGCCAGUGCUUAUAUCGAUCAGCCUGAAAAUGAAACUUAUAAACAAGCACCCACAACUAAACAAGAUCCAUAUAAUCAACAACGAGGAACGUAUUCCAAUCAACAUCAAUCAAAUACAACUGAGAAUAACAAAACCCGUCAGGUCUACAAACAAGAUUCAACUGACAAUAACCAAUAUCCAAAUGAACAACCAGAGUAUUCCAAGCCGAGUACAAAUUAUUCGGGAUUGCUUGGACGAUCAAAUAGUUAUACUGGCUCCCAACCGAAUCUAGCGCAACCGAGAGUCAUGAGCGGAAAGCAACGAAAUUUGCCAACUACUUCUACUGCAUAUCAAAGAACUAACAAUGGAACUGUUUCGCGCGAAAGAACAUCGGUGGCUAAUCGAGCUUUUCGUUCUGGCUCAGCUCCGACACCAACUCCACCAAAACAAUCACAAAAUGGAUCCAAUAAUUAUUAUAUUCGUCGUCCAACGGUCGUAUUCAAUGAUGAACGUUCUGGCCCAAGUGAGAAAAGCACUGGUGCACAAGCAAGAGUUAACCAAAAAUUUAUGUCAAGUCUUCGUCCAGGUUCAGCAGCUGACACGCGUUCAAAAUCUCGUUUACAGUCUGCAUCUCCUGCUCCACAAUCCUAUUUGAACACAUCACCUUCAGCCUUUGGAUCAACAUAUGGUCAUCAACAACAAGCGCGUCGACCAGCCUAUUCCAAUCAAUCCAACAUGACAUCGUCGAUGAUGGCACGAGAUAAUUUUGGUGGUUACAAUCAAGCCAUGGGUACGAUCACUCAGAAUGGACUUCGCGUACUCGAUGGACUACUUCAUAAUUCAUAG
This is a messenger RNA of Adineta ricciae, 1971 nucleotides long. NCBI's taxonomy places the organism in Eukaryota, Metazoa, Rotifera, Eurotatoria, Adinetida, Adinetidae. The record is from the annotation of a GenBank genome assembly.